CAUUUCAAAAGCCAAAGAAAUAGAGGGGUUUGCAUGCUAUAAGGAUAAACUAGGUGCUAUACAUUUCGAACUCGACUCUCCAAAAUACUCGAAAAUGAAGAGGACCGGUUUAAACGCAGAGCUCACUCAGACAAACGCUUCAUCCUCUAAUAACAAACGUCCCAAAACCGAACAUUCAUCAGAAAACAGCAGCCGAAUCGAGUCAUCUUCCACCUCGACGAACCCAAAUAACAAUAAUAAUAACAAUCCACAAAAUUCCACCACAGAAGAAGAUCGAUCGAUCAAGACAUCCAAACAGAGCAUAGCAAGAUUCUUCUUCGAAAAUGGGGUCGAUUUCGAUUCAAUAAAUUCCCCGAGCUUCCAUACCAUGAUGGGUCCCGCAAACUGCCAAAUCCCCACCCUCGACGAGCUAAAAGGGCCGCUGUUUAAAGAUGCAUUAAAAGAAGCGAACGAAUAUUUCGACGAGGCUCGAAAUUCGUGGGCGCACACCGGGUGCACUAUCUUGCUCGACGAAUGGAAAGGUCAAACGGGGAGGGAUUUGGUCAACGUUUUAGUUGACUCGCCGAGAGGAACCGUCUAUCUCAGCUCGUACGAUAUUUCCGACUUCGUUGGCAAAAACGACGAAAUGAAAAUAUUCUUCGAGAAAGUUCUUAACGAGGUCGGGAUCGACAAUGUGGUUCAGGUUAUCACGUCGUCGAGUUCGGUAUUUACCAAGGAAGUGGGGAAGGAGUUGUCGGAGAAAUACCGACAGAUAUUUUGGUCGGUGAGCGGUUCUUGCUGCAUGCAGCUCAUGCUCGAGAAGCUGAUCGAAAUGGACGUAAUCAAACAAACCCUAGAGAAGGCGAAAACGAUCACGAGGUUUAUUUACGGAAACCCCGAUGCGCUGAAGCAUCUGAAGGAAAAAACGGAGGGCCGUGAUCUGUUUCAGCAGAGUUCGAAGAUCAAGUCGACGCAGCCUUUCUUGACCCUCGAAAAUAUCGUCUUGGAGAAAAAAACGCUGACGAAAAUGUUUCUCUCUCCUCUUUUUCUGAUGAACGAGGGUUGGGAAAAGGUGGCUGAUUUAGUGGGCGACGAAUCUUUCUGGAAGGCGGCGUCGAACGUGCUCAAGGCGGCUAUUCCUCUCGUUCGUGUAAUGGAAUGGAUGAAGGGGUGUAAUAAUAAGGAGCAGAUGGGGUAUAUUUACGAGACGAUGGAUCAAGCGAAGGAGGCUAUAAAAGAAGGGUUCAAGAGGAACAAAGCGCAGUACACGAGGUUUUGGAAAGAGAUAGAUGAGGUUUGGACAGGUGUACUGUACAGCCCGAUUCAUGCAGCGGGUUACUAUUUGAACCCGAAGCUUUUCUACUCGAGCGAUAUGUUUAUCGACCCGGAAGUCGCGACGGGUUUGCUCUGCUGUGUUGUGCGCACGACCCGGGAUCCGAGGGUUCAGGAUCGGGUCACUGUCCAGAUCGAGAUGUACCAGAAUGCCAAGGGCGCGUUUGGCUUGGGGUGGGCGGAGGAGCACAGAUCGAAUAUUUCUCCGGCAAAAUGGUGGUCGAAAUACGGGGUCGAAUGUCCGGAUCUACAAAAGCUGGCAACUCGAAUAUUGAGCCAAACGUGUGAGGGCGCAUCGAGAUUUCAGCUGAGGAGAAGUUCGAUGGAGAAGCUUCUCGACACGAGAAUAAGCCGAAGGGAAAAGAACAGGCUAGCUGAUGCUGUUUUUGUCGAAUACAAUAUGCAGCUGCAGAAUUUCGGAUCUGGUAAGGUAGGGUGCAUGGGAUCCGACGAAAUCGAACUGUUGGACGAUUGGAUAGCUGAUCAAGGACGAAACGACGGGGCGGCAUCGAAUACUACCGAUCAAGGUGCCCUAAACUCCGGAGGACAGUCGGAUUUUCAUCCGAAAGUGGAGCCUGCGUAAGCUUAUAUCAUGAUUUUGUAAUUUUUUAUAGAAUUUUAAACCUGUUUCUUGGACAUCGAUUUUGAUUAAGUUCUUCGGGAUAUAUUAGAUACUAUACAAAUGGUGGAUAAUGCAAUUUGAGUGGAUUGUUAUUUAGGGAGGGAAAUUGGAAACCGAACAUGUCGAUUUCGAUAUUUCCGAUUUUGGAACAAAGAUUUUUCGUUCCGAAAUCCGGAAGUUUAUAUAUGUAUAAGUAACUAAUCAUAGAGCAAUCCUAGUGCAACUAUAGGGCAACCUAAAGGAAUUUUUGUAAUUAUUUUUAUUUUUUUUUUUAAUUUUUUUUUUCUGUCUUAUAUCUUUAUUUUGAGAAAUUUUAUUUCGUAUCUCAAUGGAACGAUCUUCCAUUUUUUUGUAAUUCCGCUUUCUGUAAAUGACAUCUUUGUAACAAUUUUUUUUUCUCUACGAAUUUCUAAAUUUUAUAUUUUUUUAAAGAAUAUUUUAGUCUAGACAUUUUUAGAAUAUUUAAUUUAAAAAUUAAUAAAUAUUUACAUCAUGAACUUAACUUUCAAAGAUACACAUGAUUCAUUUAUAUUUAUAAAUAUAUCAUAUCUUAUUUUAUUUUAACUUUGGUGUAUUUUAAUCAUGUAUGCGUCUUGAAAAGCUUUACAAAAAAUGAUUUUUAAUUUUAACACAAUUAGUAGUCAAUAUAAAUUGAUAAUUAUCAUUACUAUAUUGUACUGCUUUUUUGGUAUACCUAAGUUUAGUGUACCAAAAUUUUUAGUAAGACCACGGUAAUGAAUUUCAUAAUACAAAAAUUUCAGAAACGGUUUUCGUACAAUGGAUUAGAUAGGGUUGCCCCUACCAAACCCACCCCUAAGAAUACUAAUUGUACUCCGAAUUACGAUUCAAUUUGAAUUUCCGAAAACAUUUUCAGAAGUUUUGCCUUAAAAAAAGUGCACUUUCA
Messenger RNA from Erythranthe guttata (spotted monkey flower), 2837 nucleotides. RefSeq lists its product as uncharacterized. Gene Ontology annotation, molecular function: protein dimerization activity. The record is from RefSeq and is a predicted model, not a curated record. Lineage: Eukaryota; Viridiplantae; Streptophyta; Magnoliopsida; Lamiales; Phrymaceae.